Molecule: messenger RNA, 1493 nt
Organism: Carlito syrichta (Philippine tarsier)
Lineage: Eukaryota; Metazoa; Chordata; Mammalia; Primates; Tarsiidae
Gene: SH3GLB1
Product: SH3 domain containing GRB2 like, endophilin B1
Exons: 10
Coding region: 103-1134 (343 amino acids)
Biological process (GO): membrane organization
Cellular component (GO): membrane; cytoplasm
Molecular function (GO): protein binding
Source: RefSeq, a predicted model, not a curated record
ACAGAAGAAAAGCUUGGCCAGGCUGAGAAGACAGAAUUGGAUGCUCACUUAGAGAACCUCCUUAGCAAAGCUGAAUGUACCAAAAUAUGGACAGAGAAAAUAAUGAAACAAACUGAAGUCUUAUUGCAACCAAAUCCAAAUGCCAGGAUAGAAGAAUUUGUUUAUGAGAAACUGGAUAGAAAAGCUCCAAGUCGUGUAAACAACCCAGAACUUUUGGGACAAUAUAUGAUUGAUGCAGGGACUGAGUUUGGCCCAGGAACAGCUUAUGGUAAUGCCCUCAUUAAAUGUGGAGAAACCCAAAAAAGAAUUGGAACAGCUGACAGAGAGCUGAUUCAAACAUCAGCCUUAAAUUUUCUCACUCCUUUAAGAAACUUUAUAGAAGGAGAUUACAAAACAAUUGCUAAAGAAAGGAAACUAUUGCAAAAUAAGAGACUGGAUUUGGAUGCUGCAAAAACCAGACUAAAAAAGGCAAAAGCUGCAGAAACUAGGAAUUCACAACUAAACUCAGCUCGCCUUGAAGGAGAUAACAUUAUGGUAAAUUUCUCUUACAUGCUCAACUUCCUGCAUGUAAAAUGGCUGAAGAUUUGGGCAGAGGAAGUGACAAAAUCUGAACAGGAAUUAAGAAUAACUCAAAGUGAAUUUGAUCGUCAAGCAGAGAUUACCAGACUUCUGCUAGAGGGAAUCAGCAGUACACAUGCCCAUCACCUUCGCUGUCUGAAUGACUUUGUAGAAGCCCAGAUGACUUACUAUGCACAGUGUUAUCAGUACAUGUUGGACCUCCAGAAACAACUGGGAAGUUUUCCAUCCAAUUAUCUUUGUAACAACAAUCAGACUGCUGUGACACCUGCACCAUCCGUUUUACCAAAUGCGAUUGGUUCUUCUUCCAUGGCUCCAACAAGUGGCCUCGUAAUCACCUCUCCUUCCAACCUCAAUGACCUGAAGGAGUGUAGUGGCAGCAGGAAGGCCAGGGUUCUCUAUGAUUAUGAUGCUGCAAACAGUACUGAAUUGUCACUUCUGGCAGACGAGGUGAUCACUGUGUUCAGUGUCGUUGGAAUGGAUUCAGACUGGCUUAUGGGGGAAAGGGGAAAUCAGAAGGGCAAGGUGCCAAUUACCUACUUAGAACUGCUCAAUUAAAAAGGUGGACUACGGAAAGAUUUCCAUCAUGACAUUGUAUUUAUAUACAGUUAACUCUAAAUAAAAACAGAUUUAAGUAUCCUCCAUGUUAAUGUCUUACGGGACUGAAAAGAAAAUACCAGCCAUCAGAAACUGACCUUUCACCAAUAAAGUUGCAUGGUAGAUAUUUCAUUACAGAAUUUAUGUUAGAGCUUUCGUGCCAAGAAUGUUUUCUUAAAAAUUAUCUUUUUACUGAGGUUCCACUAAUAAGCAGCUUCUACUUUUAAGCCUCAACUUAAAGCAGAAGAACUGUUUUCUACUGAAUUUUUCAUUAACAGCAAGCUUUUUCUUUUAUGUAAAAUAAAUCUAUUGUGAAUUUA